Thamnophis sirtalis is the source of this 2601-nucleotide messenger RNA. RefSeq names its product cilia and flagella associated protein 91 (gene CFAP91). NCBI's taxonomy places the organism in Eukaryota, Metazoa, Chordata, Lepidosauria, Squamata, Natricidae. The record is from RefSeq and is a predicted model, not a curated record.
AGCCCUUUUAGCUCGGCUCUGUUGCUGUGGAAACGGUUGCUAUGUGAACGGCGCCGACAACCUUCCGAAGCGGCGGCAGAGACCAAGGUGGCCGCAAGAUGAAUCAAUCGAUGACCGUUGUUCGGUCGCUGGACCAUACUGGGAUGCGAUAUCGCAGGAAGAUGGCUCCUAACCGGGCUUUUGAUUUCCUCUAUGAUCCAUUGUAUGAGCUAUCAAGUGAAAAAGAUCAUACACAAGCAAAUGUCCAAGCUCAUCUUAUUCAUGAUGAAAUGAGGAAAGUACCAGAAUUUAAAACCAUGUUUAGUAAUUUGAUUCACUAUCCAUCGUACUUUGUGCAAUUGGAAGAAAAAACUCCUGUUCCUCCAUUCAUUGAUCGAAGAUGGAGAGGAAGGGCACAGCAACGCUUUGAGACUUUUCAGCACCUUGUGGUAGCCCCACCUUCACUUCAGGUGCCCAGAAUUGAAUAUGAAGAUCCUGAAAUUAGUGGAAGAAAUCGCUGGAAAUAUUUUGAACGACCUUUCAUUCCAUUUGAUAAGCCAAUUCCACUGAAUGUUGUUUAUGCAAUGUCAAAGCCAGAGCUACAAACUCCAGCAAAAUCCAAAGACAAACCAUGUCACAUUUCACGAACUGUGGAAACACAAACAGAUUAUCGGGAUGGCGAAGCUCAGACAGACCCCUAUAGUCCUGAAUACAUAGUUCCUUCAGGUUCAAUACCUGAAUUGUUAACUCUUGCCACGCUGACUUGGGGUCAUGGCCUUCCAGCAACUCAGGCAGAAGUGGAAGUAAUUGAAAGAGCCCGGGAGAAACGAGCCUGGGAGGCCACUCUUCCACCACUGAAUGAUGCUGCACACAUUGCAAAACGGAGGAAAAUGAUGGAGGAAAUGGAGAGAAAAGAGUGGGCCUUUCGGGAAGAAGAAAUAGAAGAACUUCAAGAAGUGAGACUAAACCUUCUAAAGGCCUUGCUGAUGAAACGAGAAGAGAAGCACAAUGAAUUAAAUGUCAGUUGCUUAGAUGAACACUGGUUUAAACUUAUGCAACAAAAAGAAAAGAAAGUGAAAAAGAUUCAACAUGAACACAUAAAAGCAAUCAGAAGAUUAAUAGCCAAGGGGAAAAAUGUAGAGGGAAAAUUAGAGAAAAGAAAUGUAAUUAAGGACUACACUGAAUUUGAAUCACAGCCUUAUGCUCCAUUAUCAAGGAUUGGCUACUUUCCAGAUAAUAAUGCAGAUCGUUAUGUAGUGAAGAAUUCCUUUCUCAACACCUAUGAAGGAUUACUUGAACUAGAAGCAUUUCUUCCUGAUUCCGUUACACAGCCCCGAACUGAAGCUCCAAAACCCAGAAGCUUAACCACAAAAGAUGGAUUCACUAAGCGGUCUGCUAGACUAGAGAUGGAAUUAGCACAGGUUUACCAGAUACUGCAAGACAGGAAAUAUCAUAUUAAACAGCCACGCAAGCCACUACGUUUUCUUCAGAAAUUAGCAAAGAUUGUGCCUCACCCACCCACUCCAGAACUGGAAACACCAUCACUAAUAGAUGAAGAGAGAGAAUUGGCUAUAAUUAUACUACAGAAAUUAAUACGAGGCAGAGCUAUCCAAAACAUGAUGUUUGAAGGAAAGGAAAAGCGUCUAGAAUUGAUUUCUGAGUUACGCACCACACAUGCACUUCAGGAAGAUGGACAGUUGUUGAAGAAGGCUGAAAAACAAGUGACUUUGGCCUUACAACGGCAGCGGGAUUUGCAUGAACAUAAGAUGUCUCUCAUGGAAAAGCAUUUGGCUCGUGUAGAAGGAAGAGUCCUUGUAAAUAUGUUGGAUUUCCUCUCUAAAGAACUGAUUCGACUACAGGAUGAGCGGAGAAUCCAUGCUUUUGCUAUGUUAGCAGAAAGGCAGCGCCGAAUGCGGGAAGCAGAGGAAAGUGGACGUCGACAGGUGGAAGAGAGACGCAGACGUGAAGAGGAUGAGAUCUUUAGACAGGUUGUUAAAGUACACCAAAAAACAGUUGAUUCAUAUCUAGAAGACGUUAUCUUGAACAGCAUGGAGAAUACAGCUGAAGAACAAUCUAGGGAAGAGAUUCAGAGAAUAGCUCUAGAAAUCAACAAUAUUGCUUAUGAAAUGGAAACACGCCAGAGUAAUUUACAGUCUGAAGAGAUUGUGGCAGAGCUAGUUUAUAGCUUCCUGAUCCCUGAAGUGAAAAAAAUGACCAUUAAGGAGAAAGUGAGACAGGCUCAGAGAAAGCAUAUUCAUGCCGCUCAUCAGAUUAUCCAUGGAAACACAGAGACAGCAGUAGAACAGCUCUUUUCCCCAGAGUUUCAACAGGCAAGCAGUGUAGAUAUUCCUCAGAUCGGAUUGCUUUCUGUUACACCUAUUGGUCAAGAUGUUGCUAAGCAGCAGGAAAUCAAGCCACCAGACAGUCAAAACCAGAAAGAUAAAAUGUAGGAAGCCAGCCCUUGCAUUGAAUCUGCCAGGUCUCCUGAACAAUGAAGCAAAAAUAUGGUAUGUGUAGAUGAAGGUUCUUUCUUGCAUUGCCUCCUUGAGGAUACUACAGUGUGUCUCUCUAGCGAGUGCCUUCCAGUCAGCAACAUUGUCAAUAAACUACUGCUGCUUUAAC